Paramuricea clavata is the source of this 666-nucleotide messenger RNA. The record is from the annotation of a GenBank genome assembly. NCBI's taxonomy places the organism in Eukaryota, Metazoa, Cnidaria, Anthozoa, Malacalcyonacea, Plexauridae.
AUGAUCUUCCGGACUGUGCACAAAAUAGGACUGUGCGAUUCUGAAAGAGAGGGUGUUGACUACGGGGUGCCACAAGGAUCAGUCCUGGGGCCCCUAUUAUUCUCACUCUUUUGCGAUGAUCUUCCGGACUGUGCACGGCACGAUGAUGAAGAAUUAGAAAUGUACGCCGAUGAUACGACCUUGACUAGUAUAGGCGAAACAGUUGACCAAGUGAUCUUCAAACUAAAUGAGACAUUAGGCCUGGUGAGUGAAUGGUGUUACAAAAACGGAAUGACGGUCCAUCCAGCCAAAACAGAAGCCAUGCUCAUUAAAUGCGGAACUUUCGUAGGUCCUCUACCACCAGUACAGUUAGAUGGUAGUUUAGUGAAGUGGGUAAAGAAGUCAAAAUCUCUAGGAGUGACUUUGGACAAUAAGCUGAAAUGGAAUGGACACAGAGAAAAUGUCAAACUUGCAUUCGUCAGGAAAUUAAAUUUGUUAAAAUCAAUGGGUUUCCUUCCAAAACAUAUGCUGGAAGAUUUUUACUGGAAAGAAAUCUUUCCAUCCAUAACAUACUGCAUUCUUGUUUGGGGAAACUGUGGUAAAACACAUUUCAAAGCCUUGGAAAGGUUGCACACAAGAGCAGCACGUAUAAUCUACAGGUUGAAUUGGGACAUACCAUGCCAAUAA